AUGGCUUUCUGCACGCAGCUGAUGCUUCUGCUCUGGAAGAACUUCACUUACCGCCGGAGACAGCCGAUCCAGCUUCUCGUGGAGUUGCUGUGGCCUCUCUUUUUGUUCUUCAUCUUGGUCGCCGUGCGCCACUCCCACCCCCCCUUCGAACACCAUGAGUGCCACUUCCCCAACAAGCCGCUGCCCUCAGCGGGCAUGGUGCCCUGGCUCCAGGGCGUCUUCUGUAGCAUGAACAACACCUGCUUUGCGCAGCCGACGCCUGGAGAGGAGGCUGGGACCCUGAACAACUUCAAUGACUCCCUGGUUUCCCGGCUCCUGGCUGAAGCCCGUGUAGUCUUGGGGAGUCCCAGUGCCCACAAGGCACUAGCUGACCUGGGGAAGCUUAUACCUACUUUGAGGGCAGCAAGUAGGGCAGCUCAGCCUCAACAGAGUGGCCAUGCACAGGAGGAACCAUUACCACCAGUCCUGCUGGCUACUGAGAUGCUGGGGAGCCUGCUUCAAGGGGACUCGCUGAGGUCUGCUCUGGACCAAGCCCAGGAAGCUGUGGACAGCUUUGCAGAGUCAGUGAGAGACCUGGCCCAGGAGCUGCUGGUGCUGCCCAGCCUGGGCGAACUACGGGCACUGCUGCAGAGACCCCGAGAGACCAGCAGCCCCCUCAACGUGAUGUCAGAAGCCCUGUGUGGUUCAAGGGGACCCAGUGGGCCAGGGGUGCCCUCUCUCAACUGGUACGAGGACAGCAACCUGUGGGAGUUUGUGGAGGAGGAGCCAGCACCAAUGCUGAUGGACAGUGGCUUAAGCCCUGCCUGUGCCCAGCUAAUGGGAGCCCUGGACAUCCACCCCCUGUCCCGCCUGCUGUGGAGACGCCUAAAGCCGCUGUUCCUCGGGAAACUGCUGUUCACACCCGACACACCCUUCACACAGCAGCUCAUGGCCCAGGUGAACCGGACCUUCGAGGAGCUGGCUCUGUUCAGGGAUGUACAAGAGGUGUGGCAGGUGCUGGGACCCCAGAUUUUCAGCUUCAUGAAUGACAGUGCAAAUGUGGCCAUGUUGAAGCGGCUACUACAGAUACAGGACAGAGGGAGGGGCCAGCCAGGCCUCCAAGGCCAGAACCAGACGGAAGCCCUCCUCAACUUCCUGGACUCCAGCAGGGGUGGCUACAGCUGGCAGGAGGCACACACAGACAUGGGGCACCUGGUGGGCAUGCUGGGCCAGGUGAUGGAGUGCGUGUCACUAGACAAGCUGGAGGCUUUACCUUCCGAGGCGGCACUGGUGUCGCGGGCCCUGCAGCUGCUGUCAGAGCGCCGUUUCUGGGCCGGCAUCGUCUUCAUAGGGCCUGAGGACCCGCUGGACCAUGAGGAGCCCCCAGCCCAGGAAACUGGCCCCAGCCACCUGUUCAUCAAGAUCCGCAUGGACAUUGAUAAUGUCAUGAGCACCAAUAAAAUCAUGGACAGGUUUUGGGACCCUGGCCCGGCCGCUGACCCCCUGAUCGACCUCCGCUACGUAUGGGGGGGCUUCGUGUACCUGCAAGACCUGCUGGAGCGUGCUGCCGUUCACGUGCUCAGUGGCGCCACCCCCCAUGCAGGUCUCUACCUGCAACAGAUGCCUUAUCCCUGCUUCGUGGAUGAUGUGUUCCUGCGUGUCCUGAGCCGGUCCUUGCCGCUGUUCCUGACACUGGCCUGGAUCUACUCCGUGGCUCUGACGGUCAAGGCCGUGGUGCGGGAGAAGGAGACGCGGCUUCGGGACACGCUGCGCGCCAUGGGGCUUGGCCGGGGGGUGCUCUGGCUCGGCUGGUUCCUCAGCUGCCUCGGGCCCUUCCUUAUCAGCGCCGGGCUGCUGGUGCUGGUGCUGAAGCUCGGGGACAUCCUGCCCUACAGCCACCCGGCCAUGGUCUUCCUGUUCUUGGCGGCCUUCGCCACGGCCACUGUGGUGCAGAGCUUCUUGAUCAGCGCCUUCUUCUCACGCGCCAACCUGGCAGCCGCCUGCGGAGGCCUCGCCUACUUCGCCCUCUACCUUCCCUACGUGCUGUGCGUGGCCUGGCGGGACCAGCUGUCCAUGGGCGUGCGCGUGGCCGCGAGCCUCUUGUCGCCGGUCGCCUUUGGUUUUGGCUGCGAGAGUCUGGCGCUGCUGGAGGAGCAGGGCGAGGGCGCACAGUGGCACAACGUGGGCGCCGCGCCCACCGCCGGCGUUUUCAGCCUGGCCCAGGUCUCGGGGCUGCUGCUGCUGGACGCUGCGCUCUACGGCCUGGCCACCUGGUACCUGGAGGCGGUGUGCCCUGGCCAGUACGGGAUCCCUGAGCCGUGGAACUUCCCCUUUCGGAGGAGCUACUGGUGCGGACCUCCGGCGCCCCAGGACACCGCCCCGCUCCCAGCCGCCCAGGACCCUGAGGUGCUGAUGGAGGAGCCGCCCGCUGGCCUGCGUCCCGGGGUCUCCGUGCGUGGCCUGGAGAAGCACUUUCCCGGUAGUGCACGGCCAGCCCUGCGGGGCCUCAGCCUGGACUUCUACCAGGACCAUGUCACCGCCUUCCUGGGCCACAAUGGGGCCGGAAAGACCACCACUCUGUCCAUCCUGAGUGGCCUCUUUCCACCUAGUGGAGGGUCUGCCUUCAUCUUGGGCCACAAUGUCCAGUCCCACAUGGCCGCUAUCCGGCCGCACCUGGGCAUCUGCCCACAAUACAACGUGCUGUUCGACCUACUCACAGUGGCCGAGCAUGUGUGGUUCUAUGGGCGCCUGAAGGGGCUGAGCGCUGCUGCCGUGGGCCCUGAGCUGGACCGGCUACUGCAGGACGUGGGGCUGGUCCCCAAACGCCAGGCUCAGACGCGACACCUCUCAGGUGGGAUGAAGCGGAAGCUCUCCGUGGCCAUUGCCUUUGUGGGGGGCUCCAGUGUCGUGAUCUUAGAUGAGCCCACAGCUGGAGUGGACCCCGCGUCCCGCCGCAGCAUUUGGGAACUUGUGCUCAAAUACCGCCAAGGCCGCACGCUCAUUCUCUCCACCCACCACCUGGACGAGGCGGAGUUGCUCGGUGACCGCGUGGCCGUGGUGGCUGCUGGCCGCCUGUGCUGCUGCGGCUCCCCACUCUUCCUGCGCCGCCGCCUGGGCUCCGGCUACUACCUGACACUGGUGAAGGAGGCCCCGUCCCUGGCUGAGGGUGACGCUGGACAUGAGCGGAACGUGGAGGCCCAGCAGGAAGGAGAGCAGGGCAGAGUGACCGAUGCUGUCCGGUUGGUGGCCUUGGUGCAGCACCAGGUGCCAGGGGCACAGCUGGUGGAGCAGCUUCCGCACGAGCUGGUGCUGGCCCUGCCCUACGAGGGUGCCCGGGAUGGCAGCUUCACCAGGCUCUUCCACGAGCUGGACCAGCGCCUCGGGGAGCUUGGGCUGAGCGGUUAUGGGAUCUCGGACACCAGCCUCGAGGAGAUCUUCCUGAAGGUGUUGGGAAACAGCCGUAUGGACACAGACACAGAGGAUGGCAGCCAGAGGCAGUUUCCAGGUUCUGCUGUCCCCCAGCGGACACGGCUCACUACAGUGCCUGAAGAGCCCGUCCUGGAGAAUGGAGAACCAGCCGGCUCAGCCCUGGAGACACAAGCCUUGCGGGGCCCUGGCCUGGACACUGCAGGCCGUGUCCAGGGCUGGGGGCUGACCCGUCAGCAGCUCGGGGCUCUGCUUCUCAAGCGCUUUCUGCUGGCCCGCCGGAGCCGCCGAGGGCUGUUUGCUCAGAUCGUUCUGCCCGCGCUCUUUGUGGGCCUGGCCCUGGCAUUCAGCCUCAUCGUCCCACCUUUCGGGCACUACCCGGCUCUGCGGCUCAGUCCAGCCAUGUAUGGGCCACAGGUGUCCUUCUUCAGUGAGGAUGCUCCUGGAGACCCCAAGCAAGCCCACCUGCUCAGAGCACUGCUGGUGGAGGCAGGACUGGCAGGACCCCCUCUGCAGAACACCUCUGAGAGGUUCUUGGCACCUGAGGUGUCUGCAGACGUAGCUGAGGUCUUGGCCAGCAGCAACUGGACCCCCGAGUCUCCAUCUCCAGCUUGUCAGUGCAGCCAGCCUGGUGCCCGCCGCCUCCUCCCCAGCUGCCCCGCUGCAGCCGGGGGGCCCCCACCGCCCCAGGUGCUGACGGGCUCCGGUGAGGUGGUCCAGAACUUGACCGGCAGAAACCUGUCUGACUUCUUGGUCAAGACCUAUCCUGCCCUGAUCCGCCAGGGCCUGAAGACAAAGAAAUGGGUGAAUGAAGUCAGGUAUGGGGGCUACUCCCUGGGGGGCAGGGACCCAGCUUUGCCCUCAGGACAGGAUGUGGGCCGUUCGGUGGAAGCUCUUCGGGUACUGCUGAGCCCCUCUCCCAGUGGGGCCCUGGACCGCCUCCUCAGCAACCUGACAGCCUGGGCGCAGGGCUUAGAUGACCAGACGAGUCUCAAGGUCUGGUUCAACAACAAAGGCUGGCACGCCAUGGUGGCCUUUGUCAACCGGGCCAACAAUGCACUCCUCCGUGCCCACCUGCCCCCGGACACUGCCCUGCGUGCCCACAGCAUCACCACCCUCAAUCACCCCCUGAACCUUACCAAGGAGCAGAUGUCAGAGGUCACGCUGAUGGCCUCCUCGGUGGACGUCCUGGUCUCCAUCUGUGUGGUCUUCGCCAUGUCCUUUGUCCCAGCCAGCUUCACCCUUGUCCUCAUUGAUGAGCGUGUCACCCGAGCCAAACACCUGCAGCUCGUGGGGGGCCUGUCUCCCACCCUUUACUGGCUCGGCAACUUCCUCUGGGACAUGUGCAACUACCUGGUGCCAGCAUGCCUUGUGGUGGUCAUCUUCCUGGCCUUCCAGCAGAAGGCAUACGUGGCCCCUGCCAACCUGCCAGCCCUCCUCCUCCUGCUGCUGCUGUACGGCUGGUCAAUCACACCGCUCAUGUACCCGGCCUCCUUCUUCUUCUCCGUGCCCAGCACGGCCUACGUGGUGCUCACCUGCAUCAACCUCUUCAUCGGCAUCAAUGGCAGCAUGGCCACCUUUGUGCUUGAGCUCUUCCCAGACCAGAAGCUGCAGAACGUGAGCCAAGUCCUGAAGCGUGUCUUCCUCAUCUUCCCCCACUUCUGCCUGGGCCGAGGCCUCAUCGACAUGGUGCGGAACCAGGCCAUGGCUGAUGCCUUCCAGCGCCUGGGAGAGGGAGAGUUCCAGUCACCACUGCGCUGGGAGGUGGUUGGCAAGAACCUCUCGGCCAUGGCCCUGCAGGGCCCCCUUUUCCUCUUCCUCACCGUCCUGCUACAGCACCGCCACUACUUCAUUCCGCAGCCCCAGCUGCAGCCGCUGCCGCCUCUGGGAGAGGAGGACGAGGACGUGGCCCGGGAGCGGGAGCGAGUGGUCCAAGGGGCUACCCAGGGUGAUGUGCUCGUGCUACAGGACCUGACGAAGGUGUACCGUGGCCAGAGAUCGCCGGCUGUGGACCGUCUGUGCGUGGGCAUCCCUCCUGGUGAGUGCUUUGGGCUCCUAGGUGUGAAUGGAGCAGGAAAAACGUCCACCUUUCGCAUGGUGACCGGGGACUUACUGCCCAGCGGGGGCGAGGUGGUGCUGGGAGGACACAGCGUGACCCAGGAAACUGCAGCCGCACACCGGUGCAUGGGCUACUGCCCGCAGUCGGACGCUGUCUUUGAACUGCUGACGGGCCGAGAGCACCUGGAGCUGUUUGCGCGCUUGCGUGGAGUCUCUGAGGCCCAGGUUGCCCAGGCUGCACGUGCCGGCUUGGAGCGCCUGGGCCUCACUCGCUAUUCAGAUCAGCCUGCGGGCACCUACAGUGGUGGCAACAAGCGCAAGUUGGCGACAGCGGUGGCGCUAGUUGGGGAUCCCGCCGUCGUCUUCCUGGAUGAGCCGACCACGGGCAUGGACCCCCAUGCGCGUCGUUUCCUCUGGAACAGCCUCCUGGCCGUGGUGCGGGAGGGCCGCUCCGUGGUGCUCACCUCACACAGCAUGGAGGAAUGUGAGGCACUCUGCACGCGUCUGGCCAUCAUGACCAACGGGCGCUUCCGCUGCCUGGGCAGCGCACAGUGGCUGAAGUGCAGGUUCGGGGCUGGCCACACCCUGGUCCUGCGAGUGCCUGCGGCGCGUCCGGAGCCUGCUGAGGAAUUCGUGGCAGCCGCGUUCCCGGGGGCCGAGCUGCGGGAGGCGCACGGCGGACUCCUGCGCUUCCAGCUGCCGCCGGGUGGUCCCUGUGCCUUAUGGCGCGUCUUCGGCGAGCUGGCGGAGCAUGGAGCCAAGUAUGGGGUGGAGGACUUCUCAGUGAGCCAGACCACGCUGGAGGAGGUGUUCUUGUACUUCUCCAGAGAUCAGGGAAAAGGGGAUGUGGAGCAGGACGCUUUGCUAAAAGAGGCUGGUGUCAGCAUGGACCUCGCCCCACGACAACAGCAUCCCAAGCGCAGAAGCUGUUUUCUGGAAGCCGCAGAUCCAGUGGAGACAGUGCUCUGA
Molecule: messenger RNA, 6432 nt
Organism: Elephantulus edwardii (Cape elephant shrew)
Lineage: Eukaryota; Metazoa; Chordata; Mammalia; Macroscelidea; Macroscelididae
Gene: ABCA7
Product: ATP-binding cassette, sub-family A (ABC1), member 7
Exons: 46
Coding region: 1-6432 (2143 amino acids)
Biological process (GO): transmembrane transport; lipid transport
Cellular component (GO): intracellular membrane-bounded organelle; membrane
Molecular function (GO): ATP hydrolysis activity; lipid carrier activity; ATP binding
Source: RefSeq, a predicted model, not a curated record